Molecule: messenger RNA, 2328 nt
Organism: Acaulospora colombiana
Lineage: Eukaryota; Fungi; Glomeromycota; Glomeromycetes; Diversisporales; Acaulosporaceae
Source: the annotation of a GenBank genome assembly
AUGAUCGACAUCCGUGGUGAUAAAAAAUCCAAUAAGCGUGACGAUGACGAUCUCCAGAAUUUCCUUACGACAUACGUAAAUUGGUUGAAAUCUUCGGACGCUUGUAUACAUCUUUUCUUAGCAUACCUCCGCGAACGUGCAUGCUCCUCAACAUUACCACCACGUCUAGACAUCUUGUUGGACGGUUAUGUAAAUUUUCGCAAACGGGCUUGCGAAUCGGUCUCCGUUUUUCACCAUCCACUCGCGGACAUCACGGUUGCUGAUGUUGGAAUGAUAGUUCGGCCGGAUAAGACGAACUAUUUGGAAUCCGCAGCGAUCGUAGAACCUCGGCAAAGUAAUCUUGGCGGUAAGAUGGAUCGAAAUGAUGACACCAGCGAUGGUGAAACCAACAGCAAUAAGAACUCGCCGACCAUCUCAGAGACGUGUCCCGAAACAAUUGAAUCGUUGAACACACUGAAACGAUGCACGAGUUUCGGUAGUCGCACAAGCGCAGAUGCAACUGUCGAUGAUCCACGCACGGCUGCUCAGAAAUUUGGUGAAUUAAUGACGCAACAUGAAGGGGCUGGUGUCAUAUCGGAGGAAUUGUUGGGGUUAUUAUUUGAAUACGAUGACCGACGAUCAGAUCGCGACUCGAAAAAUGUUGGGAGCACCGGGAAAGUUAGUGGUCAAAAUUCUCGGGUAGAAUUGAUAAGUGAAAUUGCGAAUGACAAUGACCGAACCUUCGAUCCCGAGGAGGUGGAUAUGGAUGCGCGGUAUAGCGGCGGUUUGUUAAUCGACUUGAUCGAAGAGGGUAAUAUGUUAGAGAGAAAUGAUUCGGGAUGUUCUAUGAGGGCCACGGUGAGUUGGGGCGAGUUUGAAAAACUCGGAUUCUGGAAUUUGGUGGAUAAUAAAUCGAACGAGAGCUUUUCGCUCACUAUAAAACCCGUCUCCGAUUAUGAUGAGCCAUGUGCUAAUGAAAGCAAUGAGCGUCCAGACGGACGACCGAAAACUCGUGAAGUUAUCAAACCGACGACUGUCCAUAGGAAGAAAUUCCGUUUCCUGUGCAUUAAACGACGCCUUCACUCUGGAAAUUCAAAAUCUUCCGUGUCGGAAAAUGUCAAUCAUAGUUUUAUUGCUGACAAAGAAGAUUGGGAAGAUUGGUAUGUCAUAGAUCAGUUCCCUUAUGCCCUGGUGGAACUAGGCGGCGGAGAAACGGGACCAUUAAACGAGUGGGUGUUAGUAGAGCCGAGGAAAGAGCCGACGAACGAUUGUGAAUGGGUUGUCAGCGAAAAGGAAAAACGAGAGAGAGGAAGUUUCCAUAUACCAUGGAUAAAAUCGAAUCGUCUUAGUAACGGAAAUAAUAACAAGGAGAAAGUGAAGUUACUCGUCAUACAUAACAAGGAUGACAUGGUCAACGGGGUGUCGAUAACGCCAACCAAGUACCACCAUCAACAGCAACGAAACCAAUUUGGCAAAUAUCUGGGUCACCAACAGCAACAGUUUGAUACGACCGAAAAGUACAUUACCACCGAAAUUACUGCCACGCAAACCUCCUACUUGGUGACCACUCUAUCACACCCCUCUGAAAUGCAAAGCGGGAGUGCUCACAUAACGGAGCAUGACGAUGAGAUAGCCGAGGAGGCUACGAUGGAUAGUGGCAGCGAAUAUGAUGUCGACAGUCAAACAAAUGAUCUCCGAACCGAUGAUGAUUACCAACCCGACGAAAUAUAUAGUAGCUACAUCAAUGACAACUAUUCUGUUUCCGGGAGUUUCUGUGGGGAGAAAAAUACUGAAGAAGAACCUCCCAUGACGGACGAAUAUCCAGAGACAAUUGCUCAAGAUCUUCCUUGGCCACCAACAAAUUAUCCGCCGCCUCCUCAAGACUAUUCUAAAUAUUACAAAUCGUCGAAACAACAUGAUUCAUCGUAUGUUUUAAGCGCCUCUUUAAAUCAUUUAAGUCGGUAUAGCCUUUCAUCACAAACCAGUAAUGGCGGUACAAGUUAUCCACUGAUCGAAUACGAUGGUUAUGGUAACGACGAUCAACGAAUGUCAUACACUACUGAUACUCCGGAUGGCGUCGAUCAACAAAGUUCAUCUCACGAUGGUGAUGAUGAUGAGAACUCAUGGGCCCUAGAUUCCUCCUACGUGACGGAAAGUCGUCGUGUCCUGUCUCCUCAAGUACCACCGGAACCCUUAUUCUACGCGCGAUAUCGUAACUAUUAUAUGCCCACCGAUGAUCAAACCAGUUAUCCGAGGCCAAUGAUCGUAAAUCAUCCUUACAGGCCUCCUACGGAAAAUAAGGAGAAGGGGAAAGGGAAUCUCAUCAGGAAGCUAAGUAGAAAAAAGUAG